Molecule: messenger RNA, 2866 nt
Organism: Lampris incognitus (smalleye Pacific opah)
Lineage: Eukaryota; Metazoa; Chordata; Actinopteri; Lampriformes; Lampridae
Gene: tmem106c
Product: transmembrane protein 106C
Exons: 8
Coding region: 267-1130 (287 amino acids)
Source: RefSeq, a predicted model, not a curated record
AUGGGUAGACUCUAAUUGGGUAAAACGACACGACGUUACACUCUCUUGUCCAGCAGGUGGCGGCAGGCACUUUAAAGUUGUUUGCGAUCCGCCAGUAAACCGAGAGCGGAAGAAGAAGACGCUAGUGACGUGAACAACGACGCGAGGAAGGCGGCCGGCCGCGCUACAGCAGAGAUGUGUUCGGAGAGCUAAAAUAAACCAAACGAAUAAACUGCGGUGGAAGCGAGUCGUGAAGGGAAAAGCCCCAAAAGACGAGUUAAACUACCAUGGGCAAUCGUUGGUCCCGAAGUGGUAGCACCCUCCUGCUCCUUCCAGAGACCCAAGAGACCGGGCAGCAGAGAGGGAACAAGGACAAUGAUGAUGAUUCUCUGGAUGGGCUGGACAGACAAGAGGACAUAGCUAAGUUUCCCUACGUGGAGUUCACUGGCAGGGACAGCAUCACUUGUCCAACAUGUCAAGGAACUGGGCGCAUACCCUCAGAGCAAGUGAAUGAGCUGGUGGCUUUAAUCCCAUACAGUGAUCAAAGGCUGCAGCCUCAGAGAACGAAACUGUACGUGGUCAUGUCCGCUGUGCUUUGCCUCCUGGCUUCUUCUCUCGUGGCUUUCUUCUUGUUCCCUCGGGCAGUGGUUGUGGUGGAUGACGGGAUACGCUCGGUGACCGUACGGUUUGACCAUUCCAACAUGAGGGUCCUCAUGAACAUGACGAGCACGCUGAACUUCAGCAACCCCAACUUUUUCACCGUGCUAGUGCAGAGCGUCAGCUGCCAGGUCCUCUACAUGAAAACCGUGAUAGGGACUCAGCAGCUAGACAAUGUCAUCACCAUCCAGCCCCUCAGUCAGAGACAGGUGAACUAUACUGUCAGUGUGGAGAUCGGUAGCAGCGCAUCUUAUGUCUACGCCUUCUGCACCAUGCCCAGCAUUAAAGUGCACAACAUAGUGGUGUUUAUGCAGACCUCGGUGAAAACCUCCUACAUGGUGCGAAUGGCCCAGAACAGUCUAGAAGCCUAUCGCUACAUAGACUGUGGCACAAACACCACUUACUUGAACCACCAGCCAGUCAGGCAACGCUCGCACCACACCCCAACCCACUGGCGGGCCAUGCCUUCACACCCCCCUCUUCUACGAGCGUAACGGUCCAGGGAGGGCCAAUGACAAGAGCUCGUCUCCAGAGCAUGGGAUUCAUCAUGUCACUGGCGUAGGUGGGAACUGUUCGACUUCCUUCAUCCCCUGUCAGGAUGAAUCCUGGGAUUGAUUUUUGCCUUCGCUGAUGCAGACAUUUACCACCAUCAACUUCUUACCUUUACUGUUGCACGUUUAACCAUGAUGAGUAAGGACCAGGACACACGAAAGUUCAUUGCCAAUUCACCGAUGUUUCCUUUUUCCAGGAGACCCGAUAAGUAAACUCAAGUCAUUGUCGGCCAUUACACUGGGUUGUUGUGAGGCUAUCUUACCUAUCCAGUAUUUGGGUGUAGCCAGGUUAAACUCAACAGCCACUUUUCCUUAUUAGCCCCAAGCAGAGCUUAUUAUUGCUUUAGAGGGCAAUGUUCUUAGCAAAAUUUGUCAGCAUAAUAGCUCCGCUGACCAAAUUGUCUCAGCAUAAAGGACUAGAAAUAUGUUCUUCUUGGGGAAAGGGGGCUGAGGUGGUAAAUGAGUUGUCUGUAGCUUCACUGUUUGCCUUUGCUGCUGCUGAGACCAGGCCAAACAAUGCAGAAAGCUCCUUUCUUUGCAGGCAGUGGCUAGCUAGCAUUCCCGCUUGACAAAGUUGUGCAAGGAAUGGUAAUUUUUGCUCAGGCGUUUUAUUGUUGCUAAAUGUUUCUGUCUGUUUACUGCUGUUCCUGUCCCUGUUCUCUGUGACCAUCAGGGCGGCGUUAUCGUGCAUUAGCUUGUAUAGCAGAGAGAACUUGGUUUGUGACGCCUCGGCAGACUCUGGCUACCAAUAAUGGAAAUUUUGAAAAGGGAGACAAGACUGGUUUGCUGUUUUAGAUUUGGGAUUGGCUAUAGAAACGAGAAGUUGCAAUUUUUUACUUUUUUGCUCGGUGUGUAACUAUUUUUUGCAGUUGAAAAUGGUGUUUUGGGGUUUGCACUGUUUUUGGACAUUUUUAAAUGAGGGAUUAAGUUGUAACCUUUUUGAAGCGUCUCGUUACACUGCUUUUCAAAAAGCCUGCACAGCUCCAUCAUUUUAAAUUCAGGGUCUAAAUCCAUAGUGUACUUGUUUUUCAAUAUUUAUUAAAUUAUAGAAAUGCAGUAAUGCAAAUCUGUACUCCUGACCUACAAAACUCCCACAUUUCCAAAGAGGGAAAUCACUCCAAACUUGACAUUUACAGUCGAGCUACUUAACGGGACCACCGUGACCGUGGCCCCCAGACAUUAGCCCCCUAACUUACCUUGUGUUGUGCGCUCUUGAGCAACUUGUGUAUUCUGUCCAUCAUCUCAUCAGCAUAUCAGAUGGAUGACUGGUUUUUAAACAGUUUGAAAGAAAAUGAAGCACAGCCGACAGAGUAACUCCAACCAUGAACUGUGUGUGUGUGUGGGGGGGGGGGCAGACUCGAGCUUUACUUCAUUAUGAUAUUGUUGCACUGUUACUUCACUCUGAUAAAUUGAAAUACUUCUUUAAUGAGCACAUGUGACCAUACAUUGAUGUAAUUGUCAAUGAUCUGGGUCGUCUGCAGUGUUUAUCGAUCAAUAAUCUAUAAACAAGCUAGAAAAGGUUGAAAUUUGAAAAAAAAAUUUUUUAAAGGGAUUUUGCUUAACAUUGUUACAUUUAUACUUUAUGCCAAUUUUAAAUGAUUUUUUUGGAAGAAUGUUUAUUUUCCUGUAUUAAAAAAAGAUGUCUAUAAAUAAGUGAUUAAUAAAAUUAAUAUAAUGUC